Messenger RNA from Tarenaya hassleriana, 636 nucleotides. RefSeq names its product protein Asterix. Gene Ontology annotation, biological process: protein insertion into ER membrane. NCBI's taxonomy places the organism in Eukaryota, Viridiplantae, Streptophyta, Magnoliopsida, Brassicales, Cleomaceae. Gene Ontology annotation, molecular function: protein folding chaperone. The transcript has 3 exons. The record is from RefSeq and is a predicted model, not a curated record. Gene Ontology annotation, cellular component: endoplasmic reticulum membrane. The coding region runs from base 55 to 378 and encodes 107 amino acids.
CACAGUUACACAGCAGAUUCGGUUUCCGUCGGCGAUCGGAGAAGGAGAGAGAAGAUGUCUCACACUCACGGCAGCGCUUCAUCGGCGAACGAUCCGCGACAACCGUCGGCGGCGAAGCCGUACUCCCCGGCGCCAGUUUCACCGCAGGAUCUUCCCGUUGACUACUCCGGUUUCAUCGCAGUUAUCCUCGGCGUCUCCGGCGUCAUGUUCCGGUACAAGCUUUGCUCAUGGCUUGCAAUUAUAUUCUGCGCACAAUCUCUGUCCAACAUGAGGAACCUGGAGAACGAUCUGAAGCAGAUCUCUAUGGCUAUGAUGUUUGCUAUAAUGGGAUUGGUCACAAACUACUUGGGACCUGCUAGACCCGCCACAAAAAAAUGAUACGUCUCCGAUCCGAUCAUGAAGAUACCUUGCUUUGAUUUGUUUAGGAACCUUCAGGCACGCUAGUUACCGUUUUCGCGUUAAUGUUGUGUUUUACGUUGGUGAAAUUUCUCGGGUUUUUUUGCCUCUAGAAACUAAUAGCUGUGACCUUGAAGCCUGAAAGCUCAUAUCAUAUUUUGGUGUUUAUUGUGGUAAAAUAAAACCAGCGGUUAUGGAUUAAAAACUUAAGCUUUAUUCAGUUGGAUCUUUCCUGAUUUC